Aspergillus neoniger CBS 115656 is the source of this 798-nucleotide messenger RNA. RefSeq lists its product as uncharacterized. Bases 1 to 798 code for a protein of 265 amino acids. The transcript has 3 exons. The record is from RefSeq and is a predicted model, not a curated record. Lineage: Eukaryota; Fungi; Ascomycota; Eurotiomycetes; Eurotiales; Aspergillaceae.
AUGGCGGAAUUUCAGGACAGAGUAUUCACUAAUCUCUACAAUCCUGCAACGUCAAUUAAGGAUCCAUCUGAGCGGACACAACUUAUUCAAGAUCUUGCAUCUGAUAUGGAACAAUGGCAUUCUCAACUUAAGAAGAUCGAUCCGGAAGGGGUCAACAACCUCCAAGUCUUCAACAUGUCCAGAACAAACUGGGAUAUAUCCUUCUACUCCACCCUGACGUUGCUUCUCCAUGCAUCCUCAACGACAGGAGAGGAACUACAAAUAAGCUCUUGUUGCUUCAACGCCGCCUGUAAUAGCUUGUUGGCCCAUCUCAACUCAUUCCCUCAAUACCAAAGCUCAAAGCUUCUUUCAGACGGUGAAUACUUCAAUUGGAUUCUAUUAUUCUCAUCCUUAACCCCUUUCCUUGUGGUAUUCCUCCACGCCAUUUCUGCAAAAGACACUCAGAGCAUCGAACUCCUUACACAAGUAGUUCGUAGCUUCGAGACGUUCCGAAAAGUCUCCCAAGGCGCGGAACAUCUAUAUCAGAUAUGCGCUACUUUUACCAACAUUGCCGAGAAACUUCUUCAAUCACAGCAACUGUCAGUAGGGAUAAACAAUGAACAAGAGGACUCUCUUAGACUGCCAGAUACACCUGGUGACCCAUCGAUGUUCAUCGCGGAAGAUUUGCAGAAUGUGCUUGACAUGGAUAAUGGGGAUGGAGCCACCUCGUUGUAUGCUACUGACCUUUUAAAUGAGUUUCUAAGUGGUGAGCCGUUUUUGUGGAACAGGUUCGAUUUUGAAGUCGGGAAUGGUCCGUGA